Durio zibethinus is the source of this 774-nucleotide messenger RNA. RefSeq lists its product as uncharacterized. The record is from RefSeq and is a predicted model, not a curated record. Lineage: Eukaryota; Viridiplantae; Streptophyta; Magnoliopsida; Malvales; Malvaceae.
GCAAAUCAUUUUAUUUACAACUCAUUCUCUAAUGUCUGAUCAGUCUUUUAUGGUUGUAGCUAAUGCUAUGGUUGGAUCACGAUCAUGGAUAGGAGGGCUCUUUAAUCGCUCAAGCAACAAGCGAAAUGAGAAGUUUCUUGACUACCCUUUGACUCCUGUUCAGGAACAAAGACUUAAAAAGCUUCAAGAACGAUUACGGACACCUUUUGACGAGACUUGUCCUGAUCAUCAGGAGGCUCUCAGAGCAUUGUGGCACGUUGCCUUUCCUAAUGUUGUUCUAAAAGGCUUGAUCUCUGAACAGUGGAAGGAAAUGGGGUGGCAAGGCCCUAAUCCAUCAACUGACUUUCGGGGUUGCGGUUUUAUUUCACUCGAAAACUUGCUGUUUUUUGGCCGAACUUAUCCUGCAUCUUUUCGUAGGUUAUUAUUUAAGCAAGAUGGAAUUAGAGCAACUUGGGAAUACCCAUUUGCGGUUGCUGGCAUCAAUGUGUCUUUUAUGUUGAUUCAGAUGUUGGAUUUAUGUUCAGCAAAACCAAAAAAUCUACCAGGAUUCAAUUUCCUGAAACUAUUAGGAGAAGAUGAAGAUGCCUUUGAUGUACUAUAUUGUAUAGCUUUUGAAAUGAUGGACGCUCAGUGGCUUGCUAUGCAUGCUUCCUACAUGGAGUUCAAUGAGGUUUUACAAGCAACACGCACACAACUGCAGAGAGAACUGUCUUUGGAUGAUGUGCAUAGAAUACAGGAUUUACCAGCGUACAACCUGUUAUACCGGUAGCUCUG